UGAAAAAUGGAAUGACCCACUGGAGCACCCGUCCUCGGUUUUUCCGGAAGGUGACGUCAAAGCUUUUCCACGGCUUGCUCCGCCCCCUCUGGCGGGUUCUUACUGUCAAUCACGUAACGUCAUCAGGAUGGUGACUGCUGAUUGGCUCUCUUAAGCAAAAUUGUCCCCUCAUUGGCAACCAAGAUGGCGGGGGCUGUUUUUGUCCUGUGAAUUAGGCCGUCGAGCGCCGCCGUGCGGUUGCGUCGCACUCAGGCUUCCUAUACUACCUUAGGACUGGCAUGUGGCCUGUGUGAGUUUCGGCGGAGACCGAGAUAAAUGUGGCCUGUGCUCGCCGCGCACUGAUAUACGGGAGGCAGCGGCCCUGAGUAGACGCACGGGGCGGCCUGGACGGGCUGUCACAGCUGUUUGAAAGAAAAAUGAAGAACAAGAGUUUGUGCUCCUUAAACAAAAAUGACCAACAGGAAGAAAAGGAUGGUGAAGAAAAUAAUGAUGGUAGUCAUGCCAGUGCCGAAACAUUAAAUACAUCGGAGAGAUGCCCCAUUUGUCUUAAUUUUCUCACCAUAGAAGUUGGUUUCCCAGAAGAUUGUUGCCAUGCAUUUUGUGUUUCCUGCAUUCUUAAAUGGUCUGAAACAUCUACUUCUUGUCCUGUUGAUCGUAAACCAUUUCAAGCUAUUUAUACAACAGACCCAAUUGGUUCAUGGACUAAGAUCAGUGUAAAGGAAAGAAGACCAAUUGAAAACUGGAGUUGCACUUGUGAUCAGACGUUAACAUACUGUACAAAAGGGAAGCUUUGUUUCAGAAUUGGUGAGGUUGCAGAGGAAACAAGUGAGAUUGAAGCUCCACAUAAGGACAAAAAAUUUAUGGACUAUAAAGAAAAGCCGGAGAUGGAGAUUAUGAGCCUGAACUGCCCCGAAUGUUUUACUGGAGACGUUGCUACCUGUCCUUUCAACCUCUCUGAUACAACAGCUUGUUUUAACAGGGCAGAACCGGAGGAAAGUGAGUUAUAUUUGAUACGGCGUAAAAGGGAAGCGCUGAAGCACUUGAGGAUUCCACUGACUGCUGAAGGAAUUAAAUGCAAUUCCACUCUGCCUGCAGAAAUACUUAUCGAUCCACCAUCAUCUUUGGAUGAAUGUAUCUUUUCAUUAAGCCCGAUUUCAUUUAGGAGCAACGAUUAUUCACACAGAAUGUGUGCUCAUACUGGUGCGCAAGAAGGCACUGAAAAAAAGCAAGCUGCUUCCGGCACUUCAACUAGCAGAGGAACUAGAAAAAAAUCUGUACAAUCCAGCACACGACGAAGAUCCACACGUAAUAGCAAAUCUGAAACACACAAUGUCCAGAGCUCACCAAAAUCUAGUAGCUCUGAUCACGAUACACCUGGUUAUAAUACUACGACUACUACUACAAACACUUCCUCAUCGGAACACUCUGGUAAGCAGCCUGCGAAACAACGGAAAAAAGCUCCAAAAAAGGGUUCUCAAACUAGAAAAAGACUCCGCUCAGCAACGCAGCCUCAAGAGGAUUCUAAAAAUGAUAAAGACAAUUCCGAAAGUGAGCAAGAAAAGAAAUGUAAAAUGUCAGAAGAUGACUUGCCAGAAACAGAACUAUAUGAAAUCAAUCAGUCUCCCAACAGUAGUAAUGAAAAAGAAAGCAAACAUGCAGAUAUUUCUUCUCCUCUUAAACAUUCUGAGGAGGAACAUGAGCUAGAAUUAUCACCUGCACACAAUGUGCAGUCUGUUGAUAAGGAAAGGUCGUCUAGUCCUGAUUUGCAUAACAAACAUGAAUUACAUAUGGAACACUCAUCUCCUUCACCAGUCUUUAAAAACGGUCAGACUGAUCUGGAGGACAGUCAGACAGAUUUCCCAAAAUCUGUAAGUGAGCCAGAUGGAUUGGGUUCAGCUGAAACAAAGAUGAAUGAAGAAAAACAUUCUUUGGAUUCUAAGAAUCUUAAUGUUUCCGAUGAAGAAAAUUCUUCCUCUUCUCUAGGGUCUGCAAAACACAUCAUUUCUGAUCAUACAGACUCUCCACCUUUAUGUGAUAAAGUAAAGGAGGUUGAUGUUGAAAAAUCUGUAUCUUUGCCUUCUCCUUGCUCGGAAAGUAAAGCUACUAGAAAAAAUUUGCAGGACUUGUCGUCAUCUGAAGAAACUGACAUUGAUGCAGAGAACCAGAACCAAUUGCACACUGGUCAAGUAGAUUCUCAGUCAAAUGAAAGUAAUUUUGAAACCAAGGAAUCAAGUUCCCCACAGUCUACACCUCCACUUGAAUUGGAAAAACAGCAUGAUUUGGACUAUACUCCAACUUCUCCAGAUGCUUUGAAAGAAAAAGGUAUCCAGCAACUUGGGCUUCAUGAUUCUUUAAAAACCAUGCAAAGGCAAGAUGAGCAAGAAAAAGUUUUAGAAGUGAACUUGGAGACAGUAAAACCAGAAGAGUGCAAUGUAGAGCAAGAUAUUAAAACAAGUUCUUCUGAAUUAGACCAUAAACUUGACUCGGAUUGUCCCAAAAACUCUCCUUUAUUAACAGAGUCUUUAGUAUCAUCAAAAAACUCAAGUGCUGAUGGAUUAUCUGACCUUGCAGAAAUUCAAAGUAAUAAAUUAUGUAAAGAAGAUAUAGAGAAUUCUCUUUUAGGGGAUGGUAAAUUACAAGAUACAAAUGAAAAAACGGAUUUAAAAAAUGACCAUCCAAAGGCUUUUUGUGAAGAUAACACUGAAUCUGUAGCAAUGGAAUGUGAUUCAGCUUGUAGUGAUCAUAAUGAUUCAGAGGUUGAGCAAUCAAUGGACAUUACUGAAUCUACCAAAACUGAAUCUGAUACUUUAACUGUAAACAAGGUUCCUGAAUCUCCUCCAAAGCAGUCUUUACCUCCUGAUGACACACAGAAGAAAGAAUCACGAACAAGAAGAUCUAGAUUUCAUUCCCCAUCAACAACCUGGUCACCUAGUAAAAAUGAUGUUAAAGAAAGACCAAGAUCUCGUUCACGCUCUAAAGUUAGAGAGACUCCCAUCAAACUUAAAUCUAGAUCGCGUAGUAGAGAAAAGGAAGCCGAGCGCAGUCAGGGUAGUCAAUGGAAAGGUAGGAGUAGAGACAGACACAAUAGGAGACAUUCGAGAUCUAGGAGCAGACAUUCCAGAUCAAGAAGCAAACAUUCAAGAUCUAGAAGUAGGCAUUCUAGAUCUAAAAGCAGAUCAAGGUCUGGAUCUCGUACAAGAUACAGAAAUAAAAGUAUUACAACUGAUAGAAAUGAAAAAGAGAUUAGCUCUCCACCAUGGAAAGAAAGACGUUCAAAUGAAAAUUGGAAAAGUCCUCGGGGAAGUGAAAAAUUUAGAAGAAAUGAACAUGACAGGAAUGACAAUUUCAGAAAUGAAAUUCAUGAUGCAAGGGAUUCAGCUGAAGCAUUUCCUGACAAUAAAAAUGACUACCCUGAUUGGGUAAUGGAAAAGAUGAAAUCUGAAGAAAGAGGAAGAGGUGAUACCUGGAUGAGGGGAGAAGGCAGAGGAAGGGGGGACCGAGGGUGGGGUGAUUCCAGAGGAAGAGGAGACAGAGCCAGAGGAAGGGGUGAUUUUUGGGGAAGAGGAGAGAAUCGAGGCAGGGGUGACAGAGGAAGAGGUAAUCGAGGAAGAGGUUUCCAUUGGGAGGAUGGCCAGUAUGGGUCAGGCGAUCCAUGGAACAGAAAUGUAAAUAUGGACUGGAACUCUCCUAGAAGUCGUGGUGGACGUGGGAGAGGAGGGUUUAGAGGUGGCAUUAAUUAUGGAGACCAAAAUGAGAAUUGGAACAAUAGACAGCCCUACUCAGGAAAUUCUAAUACUCCAGGGCAAGAGUCUUCAAGGUUCCCAGAAAGUAAAAACAAACCUAAAUAUGAUGAUUCAUUUGAUUCACCUGCUGAUCGAUCUGGGUGGUCUUCUGCUUCAAGUUGGGCUGUUAGAAAAACCCUUCCUGCUGAUGUGCAAAAUUACUACUCGAAAAGGGGAAGAAUCGCCACAGGCUCCCAAGGAAUAUGGCCGAAACCAGAAGAGUCUCAGGAUCAAGAUCAAGCGACUAAAGAUCAACCAAGUCAACAAACUGAAACUACACCAGUCCCUGUAAAUAUGGUGCAUACUCAAAUGAAUGUUGUGCAGCAACAAAUUGCUCCACCUCCUCCUCAGCCAAUUAAUAUGUUUCCCUAUUCAGUGGGUGUCCAUCCUCCCAUGGUCAACAUCCAACACAAUCCUUAUAAUCUUCAUCCACAACUUCCUAUUCAUCUCCACCCAGCACUACCUCUAGUUCAGGUGUCUGCACCAUCUAGUGUACCUCAGGGAUUACCACCACCACCUCCACCUCCUCCUCCAUCACAGCAAAUCAGUUACAUUGCGCCACAGCAAGAUGGAAAACCACUGCAGGGUAAUCCUGGUGCUCCAUAUGUAAGUAAUAAUGUAAGCGCACCGCUCUUGCCUGCUCCAGCAGCAGCCCAAGGAACAGUUGGGGUCAUCCUAGGAACAGUAUCUGGCAGUGUGGCAGCAUCAGGUCACAGCAAAAACUUACAUGCUCCUGUUAAGUCAGCUCCUCGGAAGGAAAGUGUAACUGUGGAAGCCAGUGCAGAUAGCUCCAAAAAGGAAAAGAAAAUACUAAUUCAGGAGAGAGCAGCACAAGAGGUUAAAGGGGCUAUAAAACAGUACUAUCAAAAUAAAGACAUCACAAAGGACGAAUAUAAAGAGAUUGUGAAAAAAGCAGUGGACAAGGUUUGUCACAGUAAAAGUGGAGAAGUCGAUUCAGCUAAAGUGGCAAAUCUUGUAAAAGCAUAUGUGGAUAAGUAUAAACACUCUCGCAAAAAGGGGACAGACGACAACCUGUGAAUCCCAGGCCAUCACUGGAAUGACAAAGGGCAGCAACAGUAACUGUCCAAGUGCAAUUUCAGUGUCUCCACAACAAUGGUCACAACUGUGAUUGGAACUGGGUUUUGAUAAUUUUUCAACAUAGAAACCUUUUGAUUUAGAGCUCAACACCCCCUCCCUGUGAAAGACUUAUUAAAUUUUUGUUUUUUAGGGUGAACAUAUGAAUAAUAAUGUACAGCGUUUUGAAUCUCCUCAAUGAUGUGUGUAAUAUUAGAGAUGUUAAUCUCAAUACUUGGCUAUCAGCUGGCUAUUGUGUGUACAGUACAUGUAAUCUGUUGGUUAAGAAGUCUGAUCAUAAGAAUCUUUGAUUGUGUUUUCUUCUAAUAGUGAGAUGUUUUUCUUGGCUCCUUUAUAGUCUAACUGGACACGCUGAUCUUUGUGUACCCAAUGUAUGCAGGUGUCUGUACCUUGAUAUAGAAUCUGUUUAGAAAUAAACUUUCAGAAUAACAAAAUAUGCCUAUUGAAAAAUAUUAUGUCCGGCAAAUAUAUAUAUUUUUAAGAUGGACAUGAAAACUAUGGAAACACCAAAUAAAUAAAUAUGCUGCUU
Messenger RNA from Hyla sarda, 5406 nucleotides. RefSeq names its product SR-related CTD associated factor 11 (gene SCAF11). The transcript has 15 exons. Bases 417 to 4820 code for a protein of 1467 amino acids. NCBI's taxonomy places the organism in Eukaryota, Metazoa, Chordata, Amphibia, Anura, Hylidae. Gene Ontology annotation, molecular function: RNA binding. Gene Ontology annotation, biological process: spliceosomal complex assembly. The record is from RefSeq and is a predicted model, not a curated record.